Alnus glutinosa is the source of this 919-nucleotide messenger RNA. Its product is annotated as FAD-linked sulfhydryl oxidase ERV1. The record is from RefSeq and is a predicted model, not a curated record. The transcript is spliced from 7 exons. NCBI's taxonomy places the organism in Eukaryota, Viridiplantae, Streptophyta, Magnoliopsida, Fagales, Betulaceae. Bases 114 to 713 code for a protein of 199 amino acids. Gene Ontology annotation, cellular component: mitochondrion. Gene Ontology annotation, molecular function: flavin adenine dinucleotide binding; flavin-dependent sulfhydryl oxidase activity.
GAUUUUUUUUUUUUUUUUGGUUAUAUUUUUUCCUAAAAUAUGUCAUAAACAUAUAUUUUGAGACGUUUAGAGUAACAAAUGUCUAUUUGCCGCUCUCUCGUUCAGUCUCAAGAAUGUCUGAAAAUCCAUUGCAGGCUCUCUGCCAAACCUUUGAGAAAGUCUCAAGCUCCAUUCAAACCCAUCUCUCCAAUCUCUUAGGCCAACCUCACCACCCAUCACCCACAAGAAAAAAGCCUCCAUUGUCUCUCUCUUCCCCAUCCAAAGUAAACCCAUCAAGCAAUGACUCUGCUGCCCCUCUCCAACCCAAUGACAUUCUCAACAAGGGAAAAUCUGCUUCACCUGUAACCAAAGAAGAGCUUGGAAGGGCAUCUUGGACUUUUCUUCACACCCUUGCUGCUCAGUAUCCAGAUAAUCCAACAAGGCAACAGAAGAAGGAUGUAAAAGAAUUGAUGGCAAUAUUUUCUCGAAUGUACCCUUGCAAGGAGUGUGCAGAUCACUUCAAAGAAGUUCUGAGAGCAAAUCCUGUACAGGCUGGAUCUCAUGCUGAGUUCUCCCAAUGGCUAUGUCAUGUGCAUAAUGUUGUUAACAGAAGCCUUGGCAAACUUAUAUUCCCAUGCGAGCGAGUUGAUGCAAGGUGGGGCAAGCUGGAGUGUGAGCAGCGUGCAUGUGAUCUUCUUGGAAAUAUGACAGAAUUUGGGGAUGAAACACGUUAAGAAAGUGAAGGAUAUCGUGUUGAUGAGAGAUAUAGCUCUCAACUCUAAGAGAUAACUCAAUCAAUUAGGGACCACGGCUUAUAAAGCGGAGGUCACUAACUCGAAUUUUCUAUUCUCCCAUUCAUUGGAAUCAAUUACUUUGAUAUAUAUAAAAAACAAAUAUAGCUCUCAGGGAAGUAAAAUCCCUUUGAUUUUCCGGGCCUUCA